GUGCCACAGACAAGGAUAGGAAGAGUGCGUGUGUUUUAUUUUAUCUUUGAAAUUUAUAGCUUUCUAUAAAACUCUGAAGUGAUGGACCACGUAAAAGUGCAACUGUUCCUGCUGAUCGUUCUGGCAUUAGGCAUAACAAACCCAAUGGCUGAAGGAUGUAGCUGUAUACAUGCACAUUUUCAAGAACUUUUCUGCCAUUCUGAAAUAGUGAUCCGUGCUAAGAUAAUCGGAGAGAAGAUUAUAUCUCCGAGCUUACAUGGAGAAAAGAUGAUUGAGUACAAAAUUAAGCUGAUCAAGAUGUUCAAGGGCUUUGACAAAGUUGAUACUAUUCAGUACAUCUACACUUCAAUCCAUGAAUCUCUGUGUGGUAUUAAGCUGGAUGCCAAAAACAGGGGUCAAUAUUUGCUUUCAGGAUAUUUGUGGCAUGAAGGAAAAGUUUUAGUCGAACUAUGUGGCAUUGAAGAGCGUUGGGAUAAUCUCUCCUUGGCUCAGAAAAAGAACCUCAAGUACCGAUACCAAAAAGGAUGCGAGUGCAAAAUAUCCACCUGUUCCAAACACCACUGCCGUGCCAAUGCAAAUGAAUGUGUGUGGUUUCCGUAUAACCGCCAACAUCUCCAGAGUGUGUGCAUCAAACGGACCAAUGGCACAUGCAACUGGUACAUAGACAAGUCUGACUCACAUACACAGCUCAAUGUCAGGCAAAAUGGUAUGAGAGAGACUUCUGGCAUCCUAGAGGUCAGAGAACCCAAACCCACAGAAACAUUGCAAUGAGUGUUGACUAUUUAAUGGCUGUAGAUAAACUACAACCAUUAAUCCCCAUCAAUCUUCCGGACCUUAACCAUUCAUAACGUUUCGUACAUGGCUAAGGUGGAUUCUUUAAAAUAAAUUUGCCCAAAUGUCACACUGUCUUUGUAUUCAAGUAGAAUAUAAUAAUUAAUGCAAGUGAAGUUUCAUAAAUGACCCUUUGAAUCUCUAAGCAGAUAAAAGGAGAACUUACCCAUGAGGCAUUGCAAUCUAAACAGUUUCCUUAACUGUUUACAGGUGAUCGCAGGAGAAAUAGAAUACUUCAGAUUUCAAAAAUGUAACUUUAUUCUAUAAGAUAAUAAGUUAUUAAGCUACUGUAACUUUACAUCAUACAAAGAAAACAAACUGUAUGAAACAAGAAAAACUCAUCAUUCACUUUCUUGAUAUCAAGCACAUUUCUUUUGAAAAAAAAAAAAGGACACUCGUGCGAUAAAGACCCUACAUAAGAUACAUAGAUAAGAUAUGUGAACUCUAUUUGAACACAAAGCUUGUGGCUUAAUACAGUAUACGUACUGUAUGCUCCAACCUCGCCAAUCGAAAAUUUUCAGAACGCAGCACUUUUUUUUUUUUUUACUUCUUGUAUUGUAGUGUCUCUUACCGGUCUAUAAAAUGGAAAGUUACACUGUUUCAUUUGAAACGUUUUGCUAAUUAUUUACACUAAUAAUCAUUUCUACGUACAUAUAGCACGGUAUAGAAUUAUUCCACCCUUCUACAGAAAGGGCAAAAAAUUACUCAUCCGAAUAAUCAUUAGGGACAAUUAUUUGAAUUUUCCACAGAAACUACUUACUUUAUAAAGUACUUACUGAUAUAAUUUCAGCUAUUACGUAAAGUAGGGACUACGUCAACAUAUUUAUAAAGGCUUUUGUUAUUUCUUUAUGCUGUGGGAAUGUGUUUGAAUGCUUAUACAAUUUAAGUGUGUGGCAUUCCAGUCUUACUUCUAAUUCAUUGGAAAGAUAUUUAAUCAAAUCUUCAGACUGUCUGAUUUUACUCAAACUGAAACACUUAAUAUACAUAACAACAACAAUAUAAAUAUGUUUUUCAAACUUAAAAAAACAAACAAACAAAAAAACAACCCACACACACCCCAAAAAAUGUUUCCCUAGCUCUGGUAGCUCAUUGCAAGGACUAUUUCGUCUGUACACCGCUCUAGAUGUCUAUUGAACAGUAUAUAUUUUACCUGUGUUACUACAGUACUGAUGUACCUACAUGUUUUUUAUUUUUUAUUUCUCUUACUGUAGAAAAAAGAAAUAUAUUCUAUUUAACUGUGCCAAGAAUGUUCAGUAUAUCAUUAAAAAUCAGCCUGAUUUGUGUCUGA
Molecule: messenger RNA, 2119 nt
Organism: Ictalurus furcatus (blue catfish)
Lineage: Eukaryota; Metazoa; Chordata; Actinopteri; Siluriformes; Ictaluridae
Product: metalloproteinase inhibitor 3
Exons: 5
Coding region: 82-771 (229 amino acids)
Biological process (GO): negative regulation of endopeptidase activity; negative regulation of membrane protein ectodomain proteolysis
Cellular component (GO): extracellular matrix
Molecular function (GO): protease binding; metalloendopeptidase inhibitor activity
Source: RefSeq, a predicted model, not a curated record